AUGGAGUUCGAUCCUGGUAUAAUUAUAGCCAUGGGCGAGUUUCGGAUUCUUCCUCGCGAGGCCUGUUCUGCGAGCGCCCCAUAUUAUGUCUGUGAGAAAAGCGGCUUCGAGGGAUGCUGUUCGACUAAUCCGUGUACCGACGGGGUUUGUCCUGAUAACGCCAGUACCACCAGUGCUAGCAGUAAGAGCACCACGAGGACGAGUACCUCCAGUACCUCCACCAAGAGCAUCACGAGUACGAGUACCUCCAGUACGAGCACCACGAGCAGCACCAAGAGUACUACGAGUACUACCCUAAUUACAACAACGGCCAGCACGAGUAGUUUGAUCACCGGGGCAGUAGUAAACACUUUCUCGUUUGUCUCGCCUACGACUAUAGCAGAGAAAACGACGACAGAGUCAACCAGUCAAUCGGCUUCAGAAACCAGUACUCAGGCCACUCUUACCACCAGCAGUACAGCUACUCAUAGCGUCUCCUCGUCAGACACAGGCACUGGGUCUGCUACAAGUCCGCACCAGAUGAACAAAGCUCUAGUUGGCGGAGUAGCCGGUGGAGUGGCAGCCGCAGUGAUAAUUCUCAUGCUGCUUCUGUUGUUCUACUGCCGGCGCCGCAAGAGACAAGCAAGGCGUUCCGUGACCGAGAAAAGCGACAAUGGAAGCAGCACUCAGACGACAGACGGAAGGUGGAAUCGCCGGACCAGAGACAUUCUCAGCCUGUUCAUUCCAUCUUACCAUUCUCCCGAAGAUGUCGGUAGAGACGCAUACGUCGAGGCGAAUACCACCUUCAUCUCUACCGAUCCAGCGAGCCAGGCUCCAGUGUCAAUUACAAUCACUCCCCCAGACUCAACAACAAGGUCUAUUGUUGUACCUGUGCCUACGGUGGUUGAGAAAGGCGAUGAAAAGGAGGAAGGGUAUACCGCUUCAUUCGCCGAACUGCCUGGUGUGCUUGGCGCCGCAUCCGAGUUAUCAGAUACAGGUCUCUACCGCCCACGAGCGGAAUUGUCGACCGACUCUGCAGGGGAAAUGAUCAAUGGGCGCCGCAUCCCGCGCAUCAAAGUCCAAGAAAUGGAUGCGCUAGCCAAUGCGAGGACGGUAGUUACCUCUGACGGGGUGGUGAUGGGGUCGAAUCUUGACUCCCUGAGGAGUUCUCGGGAGAUCAGGGCCGGGCCCGUGGGAAAGUAUGAGCAUGUGAUGAGUUUUAUGCAGUAUGAGUCGCUGGGUGUGAAUGGUGAUGAAAAGCGGGCUGGUCUGGGAUUAAGAUAG
This is a messenger RNA of Penicilliopsis zonata CBS 506.65, 1263 nucleotides long. RefSeq lists its product as hypothetical. Lineage: Eukaryota; Fungi; Ascomycota; Eurotiomycetes; Eurotiales; Aspergillaceae. The record is from RefSeq and is a predicted model, not a curated record. The transcript has 3 exons. Bases 1 to 1263 code for a protein of 420 amino acids.